ACCUUAUACUUAUUCUACCAUGCUUCAGCGGCCGAAAUCAAGUUACGAUUUGCCCGGGAAAGCGUUAACAUCGUGCCAACGGAUCUCGCUUUUAAACGCCAGGAAUAACAACAACAAAACCGUCGCGUAUAUAGCCCGCUCUCCCUCUUUCGCCUGUCAACAGUUAUUUUAACCGACAGAUUUUUGUGCGACUUUUUCGUGUGCGCUCGCUUUCGUUUCGUCGUUCGUUGUUGUUGCAGCUCCUUCAUUAAAAACAAAAUUGUAAGGCUUAAACAAAAACAACAACAACGCGUGUGUGUGUGACAAUAGUGUGCAACAACAACAGCAGCAACAAUUUUAGCAACAUUAUCCAACUAACAACAAUUUAAAAACCAAAAUCAACAACAUUUGAAAGGGACUUGUUUCUAUUUGUUUUUAAAGCGAAGCCAAGAUGUCCACACCCACGUCCCCAAAAACGCCCACACCGCCCACUUUGCCACCGGGCGUGACCAAAACGUGUCAUAUAGUAAAAAGACCCGACUUUGACGGGUACGGCUUCAAUUUGCACUCGGAGAAGGUGAAGCCGGGGCAAUUCAUCGGCAAGGUGGAUGCCGACUCCCCGGCAGAAGCGGCUGGCUUGAAGGAGGGCGAUCGCAUCCUGGAGGUCAACGGUGUGUCCAUUGGCAGCGAGACGCACAAGCAAGUGGUGGCCAGGAUCAAGGCCAUUGCCAACGAAGUCCGGCUGCUGCUCAUCGAUGUGGACGGCAAGGCCAUCGAGGUGAAGAGCCCACCUCCUCCAGCGUCUGCUGCCUGCAAUGGGAACGGCAGCAGUGCCAGCCAGAAUGGCUACGAGGGCACCAAGCAGGAGAUGCCCGGAGCCAGUGCCAAUAUCAGCAGCAUUAGCAUGGUGAGCACCAAGCGAUCCUCAAAUGCCAGCAGCAUUCAGAGCGGCAGCACCGUGAAUGCCUCCGAGUUGGAUGUGGUCGACAGGGGAGUCCCGGCAGCCCCAGUUGUCGUAACGCCUCCGCCCAUCCAGAAUGGAACAGGUAAACCCUCGUCGCCGAUUAACAACAACACUCUGAUGAGCACACCCCCACCGCCCUCGGCCACCAAGGCCGGCAUCAAUAAUAACGGCAGUGUUUACAACACCAACGGCAACGGCACAAAUAGCUUGACCACGCCCAUCACGCCGCCCCCAGCGACUGGUGGCAAUCGGGCGGGCAGCUUGAACCUGCCACUGACAGUCGCCGAAAUGCGAGCCAAAUUGGCCUCCAAGAAGAAGUACGAUCCCAAGAACGAGAGCGUGGACCUGAAGAAGAAGUUCGACAUCAUCCAGAAGCUCUGAGACGAACACAACGAUUGAGAAGAGGAAACCCCAACACCAUACUUGUUAUAAUGUCAGGAUGAGGAGCUAAAGAUGGUUUUGUCAGGCAUACACCACACAAUAUACAAUAUGUUUAGCUAUUAGUACGCAGAGUCACUUAUUAACUAAGCAAGUUUUUAAUUAUUAGACCCUAAGAGAGAAAAAGCGACCGACAAUGGUAGUGAAAGCGGAGAGGAUGGAGCACCUACCCUUGGAAUAUCUAUACAAACGACAGACCUGUAUUCUUCUAACUUAAAUAUUGCAAACUCCAAUUGGCAAUGUUGCCCCGGUUCAUUGAAAAACUUUCGUUGAAUAUGUACUUAGUUUUGCUUGUAUUUUUGUAAAGUAAAUAAAGCAAAAUGAUAAAAGAAA
This is a messenger RNA of Drosophila ficusphila, 1714 nucleotides long. RefSeq names its product Na(+)/H(+) exchange regulatory cofactor NHE-RF1. The record is from RefSeq and is a predicted model, not a curated record. Gene Ontology annotation, biological process: protein localization to plasma membrane. The coding region runs from base 431 to 1324 and encodes 297 amino acids. NCBI's taxonomy places the organism in Eukaryota, Metazoa, Arthropoda, Insecta, Diptera, Drosophilidae. The transcript is spliced from 2 exons. Gene Ontology annotation, cellular component: apical plasma membrane. Gene Ontology annotation, molecular function: protein-membrane adaptor activity; protein binding.